CGCACAGAUUCUCGUUCGGAGGAAGCAGCGGAUGGUGAUCUCGUCAUUCUGAGGUCGUCUCGUGCACCGGUGUGAUGGCGACCGCGCGUGCUCCGUUAUCUCCGUUAUUCGCCGCAUCUGUCCGCCGUUACUGAUUAUAUAAAAACAUUACAACAGAAACAAGAGACAUGGGGUCGCUUCUCCUCCACUGCUUCACUGUUCUGAUGUUUUUCAGCACCGGGAGUUCUGCUUUACCGAACCGGACCAGCAGCGUCCGUGAUGUGCAAUACGAAACCACCGACAGUAAUAAAAUUAAAAGGUUAAUUAAUAGAGAUUCUCUGGCAAUCAGCGAUUCAAACACUAAGUCCAUACCAAAGCUACAGGAGAACAGUGCUGUGAGACGAUGGCCUGUUUUGGGCCCCGGGCGGGAAAUCGUGCCCCUGUGCGCCUAUCGAACUCUGGACACUGGUGACCCCGGGCGACUGUGUUUCAGAUACAACCAGCCUCACUUCAGGUGCCCUGUCGCUUCCUGUCGGCAGGUGAGGUCACCCGAUGGGCAACUCAAGGCAAAUAUUCUGUCCAACGGAAGUGUGUUUAUUCAGUGGACAGUAUCAGAGACAAUCGGGCAACCUGGAGCGGGGCCCACGCCCCAACAGGCCCCACAGGGCCCAACCGCCCCACCAAAGAGCACCUCAGCGGGCGGCUUCAGGCUCAGCUGCUGGUGGAACGGCAGCUACACGCAGUUUGAAUGUGCUGAGGUGCAUUUAGGCAGCAGCUGCAGGGAUUAUUUACUCAACGAGCUGCACACCGACGUCCCCUACCGCCUGUGCAUGCGGCCCUACGCCCUCGAGCACGCCGAAGCCUGCGUUGAGUUCAGCCUCACGCCUGGCGAGAUGCAAGACAUUGUUAUUGCCAUGACAACAGUAGGAGGAGCCAUCUGCGUGAUGCUGGUCAUCAUUUGUCUGCUGGUCGCAUACAUCACCGAGAACAUUAUGAGUCCGACAACGCAACACACGCUCACUGCGCAACACUUACACACACACCUGUGAAAUCACAUUUACACACUGUUAUUGUGCAGUAUCUCUCCACACACUCACACAUACACACACACACACACACACACACACACACACACACACACACACACACACUCACUCAUGUUGGUUUUGCUAUACUUGUGAGGACCCUCCAUAGACAUAAUGAUUUUUAUACUGUACAAACUAUAGAUUCUAUCCCCUAACCCUACCCCUAAACCUAACCCUCACUAAAAACAUUCUGCAUUUUUACAUUUCAAUAAAACAUUGUUUAGUAUGUUAUUUCCCUUGUGAGGACCACCCAAAAGAUCCUCACAACCAGAAAUGUCCUCACAGAACAGGUUGAUUCUCAAUACUUGGUCCUCACAAGUAUAGCAAAACCUGUACACACACACACACACAAGCACACACACACACACACACACACACACACACACACGCACUCUCUCUCACACACACACACACAACAUACGUUCAGAAUGGAAAACUUGCUUACUGUUUACUGCAUAUUUUACAAAUGUACUGUGUUAUCUGUGUAUUUUAUGCAUACUGUGCACAGUAUAUGCUAUAUGUUGCAGCAAUGCUAAGAAUAGGUUUGUAGUACACAGUUCUGAACACACACAUACUACGAGUUUCUUCAUACGGUUAAGCGCAUUUCAUCUUUAGUCUCGUUUAAUAAUCCCAUUUACCAAAAAGCUGUGCAUUCAUUUAUAUUUACACUGAUAGUAAUAUGAAUUAUUGUUCAAGAGAGUUAAAAGAUAACUAAAUAUAAAUAAUUUGUGUUGGUUAUUUGUGGUGUUUUCAGGCAGGGUCGGUACUAAGAUCUUUGGCGGACAUGUUUUCAGGUGAUAUAUAACUGCAGUAAGCAGGCAAAGUUCUACUUUUAUUGAGGAAAUCUGUAGUUUUGUACUCUAAUGUUUUCUGUGUUAAACCCAAUAAUUUACAGUAUGCCUUAUCCUUACACAACUCUUUUAAUUCUGAGUUAGUAAUAUUCACCAAACUGAGGACACAUUGACUGGCUGAACAGUCAUUUGAAUACUGUGCUUUUUUCUCUCUGUAACACAAACCUUUAUGAGUCAAUAAAGAGAUUCAUUUGAUAAUAUAUUUAUUGAUUCUUAUUUUGUCACUGUUGUUUAUUUCCUUGAUUAAGCAAACUGACAUGCACAAAACUGUCCCAGAUAGCACAUGUACACCUCUGAGAUGUCUCUUUAAAAGUCCUUGUUUACUGUAAAUUCUCCUCCUUGUCCAGUUGGUGGCAGUAUACACAAACAAUGCGAAACGCCAAAAACCAAAGAAGAAAGUGAAAGUGGAGAUUUAUAGUAAAAAAGGGCUUAAAUAUUGAUCUGUUUCUCAACAACACCUAUCGCUUCAGAAGACAUGGAUUAAACCACUUGAGUUGUAUGGAUUACUUUUAUGCUGACUUAUGUGAUUUUGUAAACUUUAAGGUUUUGGACUCUGUUGACUUGUAUGGACCUAAAGAGCUGAAAUAUUCUAAAACAUUUUGUGUUCAGCAGAAGAAUGAAAGUCAUACACUUCUGGGAUGGCAUGAGGGUGAGUAAAUGAUGAGAAAUUUUACAUUGUUGA
Molecule: messenger RNA, 2597 nt
Organism: Myxocyprinus asiaticus (Chinese sucker)
Lineage: Eukaryota; Metazoa; Chordata; Actinopteri; Cypriniformes; Catostomidae
Product: fibronectin type III domain-containing protein 10-like
Exons: 2
Coding region: 168-1028 (286 amino acids)
Source: RefSeq, a predicted model, not a curated record